CCGGGCAGCAUGGCGGACGCAGUUCCUCAACCGGUCAAGAGAAAGCGGGAACGGGACGCUGAGGAAGCGGAGGACUCCUGCACCGUGGACAAGGAAGGAGGCGUUGGAAAUGGCACCUCUGCCCCUGUCCGCUUACCGUUCUCCGGCUUUAGAGUGCAAAAAGUGCUGAGGGAAUCUGCGCGGGACAAAAUCAUUUUUCUGCACGGGAAGGUGAAUGAGGCCUCUGGGGUCGGGGAUGGAGAGGAUGCUGUUGUGAUCCUGGAGAAGACGCCAUUUCAGGUGGAGCAGGUGGCCCAGCUCCUGACAGGCAGCCCUGAGCUCCAGUUGCAGUUCUCCAACGAUAUCUACAGCACUUACCACCUGUUCCCUCCAAGGCAACUGAGUGAUGUCAAGACGACCGUGGUUUACCCCGCCACAGAGAAACACCUGCAGAAGUACCUGCGCCAGGACCUGCACCUGAUCCGAGAGACGGGAGAUGACUACAGGAAAAUUACCUUACCCUACCUGGAGUCCCAGAGCCUCAGCAUCCAGUGGGUGUAUAACAUUCUUGACAAGAAGGCUGAAGCUGACCGGAUUAUUUUUGAGAACCCAGAUCCUUCUGAUGGCUUCGUCCUCAUCCCUGACCUCAAGUGGAAUCAGCAGCAGCUCGAUGACCUGUAUUUGAUUGCCAUCUGCCAUCGCCGGGGCAUCAGGUCACUUCGGGACCUUACUCCAGAGCACCUGCCGCUGCUCAGGAACAUCCUCUGCCUGGGGCAGGAAGCCAUCCUGCAGCGCUACCAGGUGAAGGGAGACCGCCUCCGUGUGUACCUGCAUUACCUGCCCUCCUACUACCACCUGCACGUGCACUUCACUGCCCUGGGCUUUGAGGCCCCUGGCUCAGGGGUGGAGCGGGCUCACCUGCUAGCUGAGGUGAUCGAGAACCUGGAGUAUGAUGCCACAUACUACCAGCAGCGCACGCUCACCUUCGCCCUCAGGGCUGAUGAUCCCCUGCUCACUCUCUUGCAGGAGGCCCAGCCAAGCUGAGUCACCACAGGGAGAAGAGCACAGAGGGGUAGGAUUUGAGGAGGUGGGAUUUUUAUCUCCAACUGAAUUUUUAAAAAUGUAUUUUGUACUUGCUUCCUCCUAGUAUGUGAAUAAAGUACUGGGCUCAUUCA
Molecule: messenger RNA, 1154 nt
Organism: Cynocephalus volans (Philippine flying lemur)
Lineage: Eukaryota; Metazoa; Chordata; Mammalia; Dermoptera; Cynocephalidae
Gene: DCPS
Product: decapping enzyme, scavenger
Exons: 6
Coding region: 10-1023 (337 amino acids)
Biological process (GO): deadenylation-dependent decapping of nuclear-transcribed mRNA
Cellular component (GO): P-body; nucleus
Molecular function (GO): RNA 7-methylguanosine cap binding; hydrolase activity
Source: RefSeq, a predicted model, not a curated record